ACCCCCUCCCUGCGUCCCUCCCUCAUCACCCCUCACCCCCUCCCUCAUCACCCCCUCCCUGCGUCCCUCCCUCAUCACCCCUCACCCCCUCCCUCAUCACCCCCUCCCUGCGUCCCUCCCUCAUCACCCCUCACCCCCUCCCUCAUCACCCCCUCCCUGCGUCCCUCCCUCAUCACCCCUCACCCCCUCCCUCAUCACCCUCUCCCUACGUCCCUCACUCAUCACCCCUCCCUGCAUCCCUCAUCACCCCCUCCCGACGUCCCUCACCCCCUCCCUCAUCACCCCUCCCUCCCUCCCUCCCUCCCUCCCAGGCGAGAGGAAGCUCACUGAGUGCCAGGGUAGGCUCGUGCCUCUGUACCAGCCUGGAGUGGACCAUCCCGCUGUACUGACCGUUCCUGGAGGAACCCGACUGCUCUGUGCCAAUGGGCAGCUGGGUGGUGUGCACAGUACUAAUGCUGGCCUUCACCAUUUGCCAGGUAUGUGCAGAGGCAAAGCGAGAGUCAACUCUCACAGGUUUCCAGGUGUUAGAAUCAGCAUCUCAUUAUUGGCCUCUGGAUACAGUGACUGGACUGAACGAGCUGUGCAAUGUGAAUGGAAGUCAAACAGAUAUUGUUGAGGGAGUUGUAAAAAAGGGAAUCUAUCUCAAUGGAAAUACAGGUGGUACAUUCCUACACUUCGGUAGUUACAAAAACUCCUGCAUUAGUGACCCAGCACAAUGCAGUGAUGCAGGUGUGACGUUCUCUUUCUUUUGGAAGAACCUGGAGAGGCGGGCUGGCUCCACCAUCGCUUCGGGGGGAAAGGUGCUCUCCAGUGGAUUCUCCAUCUACGCCAAUGUUGAUGGAGGCUAUAUCGAAUUCUACACACGUAAAACCUUACAGAAAUGGAAAGCAAUGAUCAGCCCACCGGGUCCUGAAUGGACACACAUCCUGUUCACAUGGACCCCUGGAGGUGGUCUAAAGAUUUAUGUUAAUGGUACAUUCAGCACCAACGAUACGCGUGGGGAGAUAGCUGAGGGAUAUGAAAGUCCGAAUGCUAACCUGGUGGUGGGCACAAAGAAUGAGCAAUCAUACCGUCGCUAUGUGACCGGAUCAUUCGAUGAGUUUGUGAUUUGGGAGCGAGCACUCUCCCCCCAUGAGAUUCAACUCUACUACAAUGCGACAACAGGGCCCCAUGGCUGUCAGACUGAGAGUGUCUCCCUGUCGCCCCAGGGGCAUUUGGAUUCUCGUCCUGUCACAACAGAUGUUCCACUGUCUACAGUUGCUUCUUCCCCCAGGACAGUCACUCGUGAAAAGGAAACAGAGAGUCGCCAGUCUCCAGUCACCCCUGAUGGCUUCCUGGAUUCCUCCUUAGUCCUCCCCAAUAAAACAUUGCCACAUUAUACUGCCUCCAAUCUGACUGAGAACUUCCUGCAGACGGUGAGUGAAGUUCUGGCGUUGCCCAGUUGGAGUGGAACAGCAGAGUCAGUGACUGUGGUCAGUGGUUUGAUUGACACGGUCGACAAAGUCAUGAUUAGAGUGGCCAGCAGCCUGGAGGGAAGCCCCGGCUCAGCUGUCAGCAUUGAGGGAAGGUCCGAUGUCGCAGAUUACUCCUUAGUUAAAGUUCCAGAUGGCUCAAGUCUGACCAGUUAUCGGUUCCCAGCGCGAGGAAUGAGCUUCAUCUUGGUCCCAGGAGAGGCUUUCCACAGGAAAACUCAGACCACCAUUGUCGGCUUACUGUACCAUACUAUGCACCAGUACUACAAGCAGAUUGCUCCCCUGGAAACCAAAAUCAGUGAAUCAACACUUCACAAAGAACACAAAAUCACCGUGAUGAGCUACAUCAUCUCCCUGAAAAUGGAACCCCCUCCAACACUUUCCCACAACCUGUCAGGAUCACCUCUCACCACCUUGACCCUGAGCCAUGUGCUGACACCAGGACAAUAUCAAUUCGCCCUGAACAAAACCAACCAGGUAUACCUGUGGUGUGCCUUUCUUGACUUCAGCUCGGGCUCUGCUGUCUGGUCGAACGAAGGCUGCAUUCGGAUUGGUGGGAACAUUUCCUACUCGGUCUGCCUGUGUAACCACCUCACCAACUUUGCCAUUCUCAUGCAGGUGGUCCCCCUAGAGCUGGCGCAGGUACACCAGGUGGUGCUCUCUGCUAUCACAUAUGUCGGCUGUUCCCUCUCCAUUGUUUGCCUGAUGGUCACUCUCAUCAUAUUUGCUGUUCUCUCGUCAGUGAGCACGAUCCGUAACCAGCGUUACCAUAUCCACGCCAACCUCUCGUUUGCUAUUCUUGUGGCUCAGAUCCUACUUCUGAUCAGCUUCCGAUUUGUGCCGGGCACGCUGCCCUGCAAGGUCCUGGCUAUCCUCCUCCAUUUCUUCUUCCUCAGCGUCUUCUCCUGGAUGUUGGUUGAAGGUCUCCAUCUCUACAGCAUGGUCAUCAAAGUAUUCGGUUCCGAGGAGAGUAAACAUUUCUACUAUUAUGGGAUAGGAUGGGGCUCACCCUUGGUGAUUUGCAUCGUGUCUGUCACCUCAGCAUUUGACAGCUACGGAAAUGCAGACAAUUGUUGGCUGUCGAUCGAGAGGGGAGCAAUCUGGGCCUUUGUGGCCCCAGCACUGUUUGUAGUGGUGGUGAAUGUUGGCAUUCUCAUUGCAGUGACCAGGAUCAUUUCGAGAAUCAGUGCAGACAAUUACAAGAUACAUGGAGAUGCAAAUGCAUUCAAGUUAACAGCCAAGGCGGUGGCGGUGUUGCUGCCAAUCUUGGGGAUAUCCUGGGUGUGUGGAGUACUCUCAGUCAAUAACUAUGCCAUCGUCUUUCAGUACAUCUUUGCGUUGUUCAACUCUUUCCAGGGAUUUUUCAUCUUUCUCUUUCAUUGUCUCCUGAAUUCGGAGGUGAGAGCUGCUCUCAAACACAAGACAAAGGUCUGGUCCCUCAAUAGUAGCUCCAUGCGUAAUGUCAAUGUGAAACCUUUCAAUUCAGACAUUAUGAAUGGAAAUCGAGCGAUCACCACCCCAACAAAACUGAACACGUGGGAGAAGAGCACGGAGUUUGGGAAUCGAAUGGACCUGUCCGCAGUGUGACCAUCGUCCCCCUGCCUCAACCAACCAACAGCCGAUACAGUCUCCAGUCUCAUCACUGCACCUCUCCAAAUACUGAUCCACACUCACUGAAACUGGCCCAACCAGAAAGGAAGGAACUGUUGACUUAACCCUCUCUUAUAAAACUCAAAGGGAAGGAACUGAGACAUGAGGUAUUUAUUACACCAGACAGAGUGGGACAGGGUGGUGGGGAUGUAGUUUAGUGUCCCUCUGGAUGGUAAAACUCAUACUCCAGGAAAGCACGAUGAGCUCAGCAGUUAUCCUGAAAGCCCUUUCCCUGAAGGGGGUACCAUCUGUACCCACCUGAUACUUAAUGUGACUCUUGGUUUUGCCCCUUUUGUGUUGGGGAUCAUUUUGUGAAUUCUUAAGCAAUUACGACAAGCACAUAUAAAGGUGUACUGCAAUUUUAAACUAACUACAUUGAGUGUAAAAUGAUAAUUGUUCCUCUUUAAAAGCAUGCAUAGUGGGUGUCGGAGGAAUUACAAAAACCUAUGUGUUUUUGGUGGGAAUUUUAUAUAUCGUUUUAUUGUGACACAAGUCUAAGACUGAAGUAUGUUUUCUUCUGUAUAUUUUUCCGAUAUCUGACGUUUUUUUCUGUGUUAAGAGGCAAAGUUUUCUCCACAACAGAUUCUCUUUUUCCAAAGCCAGUCUUGUUCUUCAGUCUCUCUCUUGAGGUUAGAAUCUACUUUGUUUAACUGUUAUGGAGGCUCCUUUUAGCAGCAGUUAACAGAUCUGAUGCUGGGAUGCUCUGGUGGUUUGGUUAGUUCAGCCAGACUAGGGCUCAGCCAUGUGUCCCAGGGAGCAAGUCCCACCGACAGAGGUAGGCUGGAAUUGUUUAUCCUGCCAAUUUGGGGGGAGGGAGGGUGCAACGUAGGUUUGGGGUAGGGUGAGGUUAACAGGCCUUUAGAGCCAAUAGCAGCUGGGGGUUCCUGACCCAGCGGCUCCAGCUAGGGGUCAGAGUUGAAAGUUCAGUAAACUGACUCCUGUAAUGAGAGACCAUCCAAGAAGCAAGAUUGAGGAGAAUGGUCCAAUCUUUCUCUGGCGUUUUCAGAGAAUGAGAUAUGAUCUGAUUGAAACAAACGGGAUGUUUCCAACACUCAACGUGUUGUUUAUUGUGAGGGUAGUUCCCCUGGGUAAGAGCUGAAUGAUCAAGUAGGGGGGUGGGAAGACAGGCAUAGGGUCCCAAAAAUAAUCAAUUGGCCAUUUAGGAAUGAGGUGAUGAGAAACUUCUUCACUCAUUGGGUGUGAAUCUUUGGAAUAUAUCACCCCUCAGGACAAGGGACGGUUAGUUAGUUUGUAACAGGGGAUCGUUAGUUAAUGAGUCAAGACUGAGCUCAAAAUCUCAGAGGGAUUUGAAGAGAUUGGGUUUGGAGCAAGGAAGUGGAGUUGAUGUCAAUCAUCCAUGAUCCGUGAUCUGUAUGUUAGCAUUACCCCAGGGUUGGAAAUGGAGAGGAUUGGAUGGAGGCUACAGAGGGAAGAGUGGGUUGCUGAGUGUGACAGGUUCAGAUCCCUAUCCUCCCCCAAAUCUAGACUCCCUCACAAACACUGAGCAAGCAUUCUGAGGAUCAUGGGACACGUGUCAAGUGUAGAGCAGCAAAGAACGUUUUUUUUCUCCUGUUUUUAUUCAAAGUCAGUGUCUACAGUGCGUGAUGAUGUCAUGUCCCUGUUAUAACAUGGUAAUGUUCUCUGAUGGAUAGGGAUGUAAUAAUUUAACUGAAACUAUCAAACUCUAACUGUUUUGUCAUGAGAUAAGCUAUUAUGUUGGAGUGUGCUUUGUGAAGAUAUUAUACUAAGUCUGUGCCUGAUGAAUAAAUGUCUGUCACAAACAGGAAUGCAACACU
Molecule: messenger RNA, 4918 nt
Organism: Hemiscyllium ocellatum (epaulette shark)
Lineage: Eukaryota; Metazoa; Chordata; Chondrichthyes; Orectolobiformes; Hemiscylliidae
Gene: adgrd1
Product: adhesion G protein-coupled receptor D1
Exons: 25
Coding region: 423-3059 (878 amino acids)
Biological process (GO): adenylate cyclase-activating G protein-coupled receptor signaling pathway; cell surface receptor signaling pathway
Cellular component (GO): membrane
Molecular function (GO): G protein-coupled receptor activity
Source: RefSeq, a predicted model, not a curated record